Molecule: messenger RNA, 846 nt
Organism: Zingiber officinale
Lineage: Eukaryota; Viridiplantae; Streptophyta; Magnoliopsida; Zingiberales; Zingiberaceae
Product: receptor-like kinase TMK2
Exons: 3
Coding region: 1-846 (281 amino acids)
Source: RefSeq, a predicted model, not a curated record
AUGAAUGCUGCAAUUUGCAAAGUUUUUGAAGUUCUUAGUGAUCAUUCUCCAAAUGGAAGAGCUAAGGCUAAAGUUCGGGGGAUUUAUAGAAACAUGCAAACUACAGUUGAGCAUCAUUAUCGCUUUGAUGUUUUUAAUGCAGCAAUAGAUUUCAUCUUGAUAGAGUUAAAUACUCGAUUUAAUGAGUCAUCAGUGGAACUUCUUUCUCUUAGUACCACUUUAGCUCCUAAAAAUUCAUUUGAAUCAAUUAACAUUGAUGAUAUUUGCAAGCUUGCAAUGAAGUUUUAUCCUGAAGAUUUCACAAAUCAAGACAUCAUUGCUUUGAAGUAUGAAUUGGAUGGCGUUAUUUGCUCCCGCGACCGCAUAAUUGCAAUAAAUCUCGCUCAAAGCGGUAUCUCCGGAAGCCUUUCACCAGUACAUGGAAAUCUUACCUCACUCACGUCUCUUCAACUGGAGUUCAACAACAUUUGCGACCCUCUACCUCGCCUCAGCAAACUCUCCUUGCUCCAGAAGAUAUACCUCCAAGCCAAUGCCUUUGAUGACAUCCCAAGUGGAUUUUUCAUCGGACUCUCCUCCCUCCAAGAGAUCUCUUUAGACGAUCUCCCUCUCACCCCUUGGAGCCUCUCCCAAGACAUCACUUCCGCGACUGGACUCGUCUACUUUUCCGCCAUCAACGCUUACCUCACAGGGUUGAUUCCCGACUUCCUUGGCUCCUUGUCGAGCCUUGACAUCCUCCAUCUUUCUUACAACAAGCUCACCAGCCCCCUCCCGAGCUCCUUCGCCGGCUCCAUCCUCAUGAAACUCUUCCUUGAUCACCAGCAAUCUCGUGACAAGAUCUCCGGCUGA